GGCUGCGAGAGGGGAGCCGGAAGUGGCUGCCUCGGCGGCGAGAUGGCGUCCGCAGGCUCCCCGGUGGACCGGCUGCCCCCGCCCUUCCCGGUGGAGGCGGAGGCGGCCGAGGCGAGUCCCGGAGACCCCCAGCCGGACAGCGAUUCGGACGGGGAGGACAUCUUCACUGGCAACGCCAGCAAGCCAGAGUUCCCCAAGAAGGAAUCCCCAGUGCCGCCGGAGAACAGCUUAAAGACCAAUGGCAUCCAGGAAGAACAAGACAAUCUGGAUCUAUUUGCAGAUGCCACUGUCGAAUUGUCCCUGGAUAAUACCCAAAACCAUCCAAAGAAGGAGACAACGCCAGAGCUCAGCCCUGUCCCCUCUCUGGAAAAACCAACUCCUUCCUCUUCUAAACAGCAGUCCAAAUCCGAAGAGGAGGUAGGCACUUGUGUGUUUGGCUAAUUAUCUACUCGGUGU
Molecule: messenger RNA, 456 nt
Organism: Thamnophis sirtalis
Lineage: Eukaryota; Metazoa; Chordata; Lepidosauria; Squamata; Natricidae
Source: RefSeq, a predicted model, not a curated record